This is a messenger RNA of Gigantopelta aegis, 5528 nucleotides long. Its product is annotated as ras-related protein Rab-5B-like. Bases 201 to 842 code for a protein of 213 amino acids. The transcript has 6 exons. The record is from RefSeq and is a predicted model, not a curated record. NCBI's taxonomy places the organism in Eukaryota, Metazoa, Mollusca, Gastropoda, Neomphalida, Peltospiridae. Gene Ontology annotation, molecular function: GTP binding; GTPase activity.
CUCGUCGUUCUGAGAAGAGGGUGGAAACGAUCGACUGAUUUUUUCUUUAGCUGAUUUAUCGUCACUGCUUUGUUUUAUUCCAUCAUUACUGAGAUUAUCUGAUAUUUGAUAAUUACUGACAACGGUUUUCUAAGAAGACAAGACUGUGCUAUUUACCGACGACAAAGGCUUCCUCACUCUCACACACAUCCACAGACGCAAUGGCAGGUAGAGGCGGGGCUCAGCGACCGAACGGAGCCACGCAGGGCAAGAUAUGUCAGUUUAAACUCGUACUUCUCGGGGAGUCUGCUGUCGGAAAAUCAUCUUUGGUGUUGCGCUUUGUGAAGGGGCAGUUCCAUGAAUAUCAGGAAAGUACAAUAGGAGCUGCGUUCUUGACGCAGACCGUGUGUCUGGAUGAUACGACGGUGAAGUUUGAGAUCUGGGACACGGCUGGUCAGGAGCGAUACCACAGCCUCGCACCCAUGUACUACAGAGGGGCGCAGGCGGCGAUCGUCGUCUACGACAUCACCAAUCAAGAUACGUUUGGCCGAGCCAAGACCUGGGUGAAGGAGCUGCAGCGUCAGGCCAGUCCCAACAUUGUUAUAGCUUUAGCUGGUAAUAAAGCCGAUUUGGCCAACAAGAGGAUGGUCGAAUAUGAGGAGGCUCAAGCGUAUUCUGAAGAAAACAGUUUAUUAUUUAUGGAAACCUCGGCCAAGACUGCCAUGAAUGUCAAUGACAUUUUUUUGGCAAUAGCGAAGAAGUUACCGAAAAACGAAGGUGGUGGACCAGUCCAACAAAGACAACAGGGGGUACGCUUGAACAAUGAACAGACCCAGCAGUCAGAAGGAGGCUGCUGCAAGUAACAAAGCUUCCCAUAGGCUGGCUUAUUGUGUCAUGUGAUCAGACUAUGGUCCAAUCAGAGAUGUUUUUUCAAUACACUAUGUGAUACACACCUGAAUAGUUGGACACACCGAAAGUGGAUGUUACAAUAGUGCAUCAACAAGAGAGAAAUAAAUAAAUAAAAAGAACAAAAUCACAUUAAAAAAAAGUGCACACAGAUAUACAAAACGUGAACAAAAUAUUGACUGGAAGUGUAUAUAUUCCAGUGAUGAACUUGUGGCUUGAAGAAGAGCCCAUUUUGUUUCUAUGAGUAUGGAUGCCUAUUUAUUGCUGAAUUUGUACAGUUAGCUGUCAUUUCGUGUCUCCUCAACUCGCUAGUUGUCAAACUGGUGAGAUUUGAAAUAAUGUUUGUUUUUUCUCUUUUUCAUAACUUUUGACGAUGACUUUAAAAAAAAGCUUUUCUAAUUUUCAGCUUUUUGUGUGUGUAGGGCGACAGCCUUUCUGUAUCUUUUUUUUUCUUUUUAACAUAGAUUAAUAGUACUGCUAAAGUCUGUGUUGUGAUAUGAAUUUAAAUUUUUGUUGAUCGAUUUGUUUUGUAUGCAGUUUGUAAUGCAGCAAUAAGAUUGGGACUUUACCAAACGAAAACGAAAAUUGUAUGUUUACCGUGAAGAUAUCGAUUUUUUUUCCGUUUUGUGGAAAUGAAAUUAAGAAAGGUGUUGCCCUAUGCACAGCAAAAUUGUAACGAGUCUUUAAAGAUUUUUUAGUGCUUGUUUUCAGUUUGUGCUUUAGUGUUGUCUUUCAAUAGUAAUAAUGUGAUAACUAGUGUAAUUAUUGAUUUCAGUAAUUAGGCCAACAGCAAAAGGUCAUUUCCUCUUAACUCGAUUGACUCCAUAAGAGAGAAUUUACUCUUUAAUUCAGUAGAUUCGUAAGAAAAUUGACUGGUCUGAAUAUUUAUUUUUUGUGGUGUUCUUAAAAGCUUAACGAAAGAAUGACUAUAAAAAUCAUUGUUAUUAAAAUCAGGUCUUUUGAGAAUUAAAGAAUCUACGUAAACCAUUUAUGGGUUACUUUACACAAAAACGAAUUACUGUAACCCUUUUUUUUGUGUGUGACCUGUCAGUACGAUGUAACUGAUGUCCCUGAUGUCCUUAAAUGUGAGAAUGAAUAAUGGGUUACGCAAAACUUAAGACUUGCGUAAACGAUGCGCGAGUAUUCUCGAUAUUAUCAGAUACGGGAAAAUAAUGUUUCUGAUUACACAAACCUAAUUAAUUUAAAGGUUGCUCUGAAAUGUCUUCUUUUUUUUUCUUCUUUUUAAUUUUUUUUUUAUUGCUUUGCAUCAACAGAUGAAUGUGACGUAACAUUGUUUGAUAAUUUUUGUAAAGUCUUGUUUGAAAGACGUGCAAGUUUUUUUUUAAGUGAUUGUUUUGCAUCAACAAAAUAAUCCGACGUAACAUUGUUUGAUCAUUAUUGUAAAGUGCAAUCCAGUUCUUGACAGCCUUUGUGUAGAAGGGUGUUAUUGACAGCCAUCUUUGUGUAAGGCUGUAUCCGGUGGACGAGAAUUGGGAUAGACGAUUGAUGAACGUAAGGUACGUACGAGUACUUGUCAUCACUGCCACUCGCUGUCUGGUUUUCACUUCAUUUUCAGAGAAGCCAGGGUUUUAGCUACAAUCCAAGGACAGGGCUGUACCUAUGUAACUAACUUAAAAUAAGGGGGUGGAGGAGGGAGGGAAGGGGAUGGUUAGGCUCGGUAAUAUUGAGUCUUUACAACUAAGCAAGAAAAAAACAAACACUUUUAGUUUUAAAAAGGACCAGUUAUUUUUGUAGGGAGCAACUGCCCCUCCUUACGUCUAAAUCGGACCUAUAGGGGUGUAUCAAAAGCUGUCCCCUUACCUCCCCACUAAAUAUGGCCCUGAAAAGGGGGUGGUGGUGGUUAUGAAAACGUUGUCACCUCAUAGUACAGCUGAUAUCUUAUUGCCGAUUGUUUAAUACGGAUCAUUAUGUACUUUGUUAGAUGACAGAAUAUACAGGUGGCCUGUAUAGUUGAGUAGCUGCUAUAUAGAGGUGGCUAUGUGAUCAGGUUUGACACUUAAUCUUGCCAGUGUUUAAACAUAAAUAUACAUGUAUGCCCAUUUGUCUUUUUUUCUUUUUUUAGCAGCAUCCAGUUCAAUUCAUAGCGGAUAUUUUAAACAUACUUUUUCACAUAAUUAUACAGUAAUUAAUAGGAAUAAAAUAAACCCCAACUUUAUCUUGUAAUUUCACAUAGUUAUAAAAAGUUGUAGGGAAAAAUCCAAACUGUUUGAAUAUAUAUCAAAAGCCUUGGAUGCAUUUCACAUGAUGAUGUGCAUAGUUUCAGAAUCCGAGAAUUUAUCUUUAGGAAUGGGGAAGACUUAAUUGGUUAACAAACUGAUGCCCAAUGUUUUGUUUUGUUUUCUAGCAUGCAUUCUCUCCUAUGUAUCUGUCGUGUUGAUUGUAAAAUUCUGUAGAUUUUAUUUAAGCUGAUUCACAAGUACUGGUGGAAAAUGAAUCAUUAUCUGUUAAGAAUUUUUUUAAGGGGCGUUCUCAUUAUGUGACUUGUUGCACCGACUUGUAGCAUACGUUCAAAUCGUACAGCGAGAACAUCUAAAUCGUCUUGUACUACAUGUUGUGUCGGAGUCGUAAUGAUUAGAACAUGUUCUCUUCCUUACUACAAUUUACAAGCUCCUGUGCCCCGUUCCACGAAGUGAUCUUAGUCCUAAGAUCACCUUAAGAGCAUAACUACCUUACACACUUGAGGAGACCUUAGCGCUAAGAUUGCUUUGUGGAACGGGGCCCUGAUCAAUUAAAGUACAUCGGUUAAACGUUUUAUCACUUGGCAGUUGUUUGUUUGUUUACAAACCUGUCAAAAUGUCCAUAUUUCAUGGUGCAUGAAACCUAUUAUUCAAAAUGUGGUCAAUAAUUGUGUUAUUGAAUGCCAUCAGUACACUGUUAUUUUCAUUAUUUCAAUGGAAAUUUGUAUGCACUUGUUUGACAUCACAUAAUGUUACAUGUCAUAACAUCUUUCCACACAAUAUGAUUUAGGUUGUUACUAAAAGUUGUAUAAUGUGAACGCCCCCUUUGAUAGUGAAUUAUUUGGAGUAUAUACAAUAUAUUAAUCCUGUAAUUAUUAAAAACGAACAUAUUUGUGUACAUAACGUCUUUUUGUAGUAUAUAUCCAUAUAAUUAAGCUACCAUAUUAAUUAAUCUUUUCUUAAGAGUGUGUGUACUUUUAUAAAAAAAAAUAUAAAAAACACUUCAUUUUAUGUUUGUCUUUCAAAAAUCGAUUAAUAUUCAAAACUCAAACGUUUCAGGAGUAGGUGAGUGGGAGGUAAUAAAAAUGUACUUCCAGGGAAACCAGGAACACAUUGGAUGUUCAAAAUGUUUUAAUUUAAGGAAGAAGUUGCAAGAUAUAUAAAAUAGAAUCUGAAAAACAGUUCAAGAAAUUAAUCUUAAAUUUAUGCUAUUUUAACAAUCAGUUUUGAUCCUUGUUGGCUUUAAGAAGGUGUUGUGCUUGCACUGGUACAGUUUUAUGGAAAAAAAACAAAAACAAAAACUGCUCUUGAAAUUAAGAUCUGUCAUGACAAUAUUUAGGGAAAUUAUUUUGAAUAUCACCCUAUCAGCUAGUCUUGUCUUGCUUUAUGGUCUACGUCAUGUGUUGAAAUUUAGGCCUUCAUUGUUAAGCACCAGUGACAUCAUACGUGUGUUAGUCAAAAAUGUAGAGCAGUCAUAUUUCAAAAUACCUUUUUAAAGCCUCUGCCUCCUGAUGGUUUAAGUGGUAUGUAGCAAAUAACUGUACUGCCACACACACGAGCAUACAUCUAUGUCCAUAGGGCCUAUUUCUGUUUUUGUUGUUUUUAUUCUGUAAAAUGUACACAUUGAGAGAAGUUGCUCACAUAUUAAUAACUUAACUGGACUCGAAUCAGCUUUUUAUUUAUUCAGAAAUACAGGCCUCGGACUUAAAGACGGCAUCAACGGCAAUUGUUGUAGUUGCAGUAUAAAUUAGUGUUGGUCAUGAGCUUCACCGAUGGCAGGUUUUUGCCGAUGGAUAAAAAUGAUUGUACUCCAUUGAAAGGACUAUUUUUAAAUAUUUUUUUUAUAGUUGUUGCAAAAGUAACUGAUUUAAAAUUGCUAUAGGCAGGCUCAAAACUGCCAUCGGUGUGGCAAAAACAUUUAAAAAUUGCUGUGGGUAACAAAUUGUUAAUUUGGAGCCCUGGAUAUUGGAUAACGAUAACAAUUGUUUGUAUAGAAACAUUAGUUUCUAUCACAGUGAUGUACAUUUACUUAAAUAGAAAUACUUUUAAUUUCUUACUACAUCUGUAUAUGUUUGCAUCCAUAUAUAAAUAUUAUAAAAACAUGUACACAUUUACUCAUUCAGUGACGGAUAUGUCAUGAAAAUGAAAAUAAAGGAUAAAAAUAUAAUUAUAGCUAGAUAUUGCAUGUCAUUUGACAUGAUCAGGUUGAUAUUGAAUUAUCAAUAUCACUGGUUUGUCUUAAAUAUUAACAUUAUACACUGAUAAAAAGCUAAUACAUGUAUUAACAAAUCAGAAACAAAUUUACAAAUGCAUAUGUAACAGGGUUGUCAACAUGUGCAAAGUAAAUUGUAAAAUGUCAACAUUUGGUAAAGAAGCAUUUAAUCUUUGUAAUUUUUGUUUUUAUUUUUCUGUUGUUAAACUGUUAGAUAAAUGCAACUUAAAGUG